Messenger RNA from Spodoptera frugiperda (fall armyworm), 1112 nucleotides. RefSeq lists its product as uncharacterized. The record is from RefSeq and is a predicted model, not a curated record. Lineage: Eukaryota; Metazoa; Arthropoda; Insecta; Lepidoptera; Noctuidae. The transcript is spliced from 3 exons. The coding region runs from base 130 to 642 and encodes 170 amino acids.
GGUUAGUCGAAGCCGCGUCUGGCUGUACCGCUAUCUGGGCAAAUAAAUAAAAGAUGCAGCGGAGAAUGGAUACAUAGCGGGUCCCACAGCCGCGACCGAAGUUCAGUGCGCCCACAGACACCUUCCGCGAUGGUCAACUACAGACGAGUGGUGUGCGAGGUGGCGUUGGUGGCCGUGCUGGUGGCGGUGGUGCGCGCUGCGCCUGCGCCCGACUGCGCCACGAAGCACUACGACCAGCGACAGAAUGGCACAGAGAACUACAGACUGAACAUCGACGGCGUGGUGAUUGCAGUGGCCCCGGCUGAGUCCUUGCUGUCCGCUCUCGGGGAUAUGGACGAUCUCUUAGACCUGGCUAUGGACGAGUACAACAAUGAGUACAAACCUAAGCCUCCACAGGGCUCGUCAUCAUCGUCGCCUGGCAUUCAAUUGGUCUCUCUGCCCGUGCCGGAGGAGAAGCCUCAGAAAAUCAAACCUCAGGAGGAGAAGCCUGCUGAAGCUGAAAAGCCUCAAGGAGCAAAGCCGGAGGAACCAGCAAAGCCCGCCGAGCCUCUAUCCUCGUUGAGUGAUGUUAGUUUGGACAGCGACUUGAAAAUCCAGAAGAAGGAUGCUUCGCUGAGGAAACAGGAGAAAGCACAAAGAUAAAUCGCGAAUAUUAUAGUAAACAGACUGAAACAUCGCCUGGCCAGCUUUCUGAUGCCACUUCUCAGAAAAACCCGCCACCAUUAACUAAAAAUUGUGAUCAAUUAACAAAUACUCAAUAGAUUUGGGAAAUUACACUCUAUGUCUAUGUCUGUAAGAAACAAUUUGUUUUACCAACGGUAUACUUUACAUAUCAGAACGUAAGCUAGCGUUGUUUGAAAGCUUCAUGUUUAACAUGACAUUAGUUUUUAGUAUAUACCGUUGGAGAAAUACUUUGAAUAGCCGUAGAGUGUGAACAGUUCUCAAAUCUUUAGUUUUCUUUAGUUAAUUUAUAAUUUUGUACUGAUAUCGAGAGAGAAGACACAGCCAUGGAAAGAUGCAUUUAUUUUAGUUUGUAAGUUAAUUUUAAUGUACUUAUAUGUAAAUUGUUUCGUUGAAAAUAAAUAAUAAUUCUUAUUGAAAAAUCCCUAAAA